Messenger RNA from Paramuricea clavata, 29381 nucleotides. Lineage: Eukaryota; Metazoa; Cnidaria; Anthozoa; Malacalcyonacea; Plexauridae. The record is from the annotation of a GenBank genome assembly.
AUUGUGGUUAUUACAUGUACCUUUUGUCUCCAUGGUUAAAUUUCUGCAAUAUUAUCAUGUCAUUUUUCUGCACCGUCCAUCGUGAGAGGUGUGUCAGUUUGCACCAUUAUUGUUUUCUAGAUAUUUCCGUUUCCUCCCGUAAAUAGCACUGGCCUCUAAGGAGAAGUAGCUAGUUAGUUCCUUGGGUUAAUUUAUUUCCCUGUUAUUUUAGAUGAUAGGACCGAUAUCUAAUCAGUCACACAUGAACCCUGGCUCAGUUCCACUUCAGCAACCAACAUCAGGGCACAUGGGUCUUCCAGGAGAGCCAAUUGAAAACCAUUUGGGCAGUUUUGCUAACUUGGGAUCAAGCUUCGCUAACUUGGGAUCCACAACUAACCUACAUGCAUUGAGUAUGACAUCACAUCUUGAUAACAUUGUUCCAAAGAUUGAGCCUGGUAUUACAACAAUUGCUGGAGCUGGAGGGGUGAGUACUAUAAUGACACAAAUGCUUUUGUGUGGUGCAUCCACUAAGGCAGUGUAGAUCAUCGCGGAAGAACUACAACCCAUUGGUUUUUUUACAGAAACAGGCCCUGGCAGGGUCUGGAGGUUGUUCACUUGUAGGAAAGGGAGGGGGAUCUUGAAUUCUAAGUUGUCAAAAAAUGCUGGAAAUUUGAUUGAGAUGAUCAAAGAGGCCCCCAAAUAGCCUAAAAUUGGAUUUGGGCAUGCUGAAGAGAUUUAAUAAGGAAUUUGGACCUUUCUCAUGGGGCGAAUAUCUGGGAGUACUGUUGUCCCACACCAGAGAAUUUAGACAGGCUAAACAAUGUGAAAAGCGACUUUUCAAAGUUGUAACUGUAAAUUUACGUUUAUACACACAUUUCCAGUGAUGAAAAGUCCCAUUUUGCUUUUAAUGUUAAAAUUGUGGAAAUUUUUACAUGAUUAGAUCCUUCCAUAAAACCCCUAUUAAUUGCAAUUAUUAUAUAUGAAGCCUGAGUUUCAUAAUUCUAGGAACGAUCAUAAAAAUCGCAAAUUGCAUGUUGGCAAUGUAGGCAAAUUAUAAUUAUAUUUAGUGCAUGUUUGCAUUUUAAACAUUGUAUCGGGGUUCGUAGCGGUCUUUGAAGUCCUUGAAAGUCUUUAAAUUUGAAUGCAGGUCUUUAAUGUCUUUGAAAAGUCUUUCAAUUGUGUGAAAAAGCGAAGAAAGUCUUUAAAAGUCUUUAAAUUCUUUAGUGAGUAUUUGAUUAUACGAUUUCCUAGCUAAUAAAAUAGAUUGAUUGAAGCAAGAUUUUCGCAAAUAUGGACGAAAAGGCGCAUUUUAGGAUGUGAUUUGACGGGACUAAUUACAGGGUAAAAAUGUUGCUUACACUUGCAAUUUUUCGACAGCUGAUUGCUCUCAAAGGUCUUUGAAAAGUCUUUGAAAAUAGGCAGCAAAAAAAUUUGAAAGUCUUUGAAUUUUUUUGGUCUUGGAGAUACCCUGAUUGUAUGUACCACUAAUCCCGAUGACUCCUUUACAGAAUGCACCUUCUCAAACACCAACUGCUGACCCUGAGAAGAGGAGACUUAUCCAGCAACAACUUGUUCUGUUACUUCAUGCACAUAAAUGUCAAAGACGGGAACAAAACAUGACAAAUGGUGAAGUGAAGUCUUGUAACUUACCUCACUGCCGAACCAUGAAAAAUGUUUUGGCCCACAUGACAGUUUGUACAUCGGGGAAAUCGUGUCAAGGUACUGUAUGGUACUAUUGUAUUGUACUCCUCAUUUCAUAGAAUGUUAUUCACAGUUUUUAUACAGGAUUUUUUUAUUAUCAAAUACAACUGCACUGUAUAGGUCUGAUCAACUAACUUGCGUUCAUAUCUUUUGCUACCCAAUUCACUCGCACAUAUGAUCUCAAUGCUUGGUUAUAUUUGUUCGAAAGUUCUUCGCUCACAUCAUCAGAACAAUGGUAACCAGGCAUGUGAGUUAUCAGAUGUGUUAUUUUAAGUGAUUUUGGUAGCAAUAGGUGUAGACUUGCAAGGCUCAAAAUAACGGCCGGUCAUUUUAAUAUGACCCGUCAAAUUUGUAUGACGCGAAUUCCAAUAUGAACCUUUGAACUUCGCAACGAAGUUCGGAACAUUUGUGGUCAAAGGUUACGUGAAAUCGACUGUAAAACUUUAGUUGUGUUAUAAUUAUACUGCGUGCAUCUCGGCAUCAACAGAAUCGACAGUCACAAUUCUAGAUUCCCCUUAUUACGUUUUCGUAGCGCUUUGCAUUGUGGUUAUAGUGGUAUCGCUGAUAAAAGUAGCGGCCUCGAAUGAAAAUAUUGAAUGUUUUCGCGAAUAUUUUGCUGUUGGCUAUCGCGCACCUGACCCUAGCUUUUUUUAAAAGUUCUUGCACGGGUCAGGACAAAAAAUAAGCCAUCUUGAAUAUCAGUGAUACCACUAUAACCACAAUGCAAAGCGCUAUGAAAACAUGAUAAGGGGAAUCGUCAAUUGAACUUGAGAACGUCGCCAGCUGAAAUUUGAUCGUUGCUAAGUGGGCCAUGCGUUGUUGUUGUGUCGGUUGAUUUAAAAGAGUAAUGAUUCGUUAGUUAACAUUUUUGUAAUGAGUUUAAUAUAUCAGGGUUCGGUUGUACGAAGGCCGGAUAGUGAUUUUUUUCAUCCGUUGUAAAAUCCCUUGAAUUGCGAUUAAACUACAGAUAUGGCUUCCACAAUUAAUAGAAGGCGACUUGAAUGUUUUAAGGUUGAAUGUGGGGUUAUACCAGUCAACAGCCAAUUUAAGAAAGCUAAAAAAUCACUAUAAGGUGGAUAGGCUAUAGCACUAAAAUUUAAUUGUGUAUAUAUUCCUUUUUUAGUUGCUCAUUGUGCAUCAUCAAGACAAAUAAUUUCACAUUGGAAAAAUUGUAAAAGAAGUGACUGUCCGGUUUGUUUGCCUUUAAAACAUGCCAAUGACAAACGGGGUCAAGGUAUGGAAAAAAUUGUAUAUCUGUUGAACUUUUCUUUUUUUUUUUGGUAUAGUUCACAGGUGUGACAUUGACCAUGAAGUCGAAUGUUCAUAUAUUAAACCUCAUAGGACUAACAUGAUUAAAUAGUACCUGUAUAUUUUGCAGUGGACAAGAUUCCUGAAGGAGCUAGAGGGCCUAAAGAAUGGCAUCAGCAGGUUACAGCAGAUUUAAGAAACCAUCUUGUACAGAAACUGUAAGUGUGCAAACUCUGCUGUUUUGAAAACUUUAAAAACUAUUUUCAAAUGCUCUCUACAUUGUUCUUUCCCUCAUAACUAGCCUGUUCUACUGAUGAUGGAAUGUUGAGUGCACGGCUGACUGGUUGUUUGACGUUUAGCCAAAUAUUGCAUAGAACCUCGUACUUGAUUUGCCUUAAAUUUACCACAAUCAGUCUUAAAUCACCCUGGAAUUUGUUUCACCUUUGUUGAAAAUAAUUAAUAAAUACACACUAGUUACUAUGUAUAAACAUUUUUCUGACUUUUCUUGCAAAAAUACCCAUUUUGUAACAACUGGAUCCGUGACGGCUGACACCUUAAAUCAAGUAUCUGUGUCAAAAUGAACUCCUGCAGAAAUGAAUUGUCUGAUGACAAGUAAAUUUUAUUCAGGGAAACUAAUUUAAGUAAUUUUCAUGUCCAACUUGCCCCGAGGGUGGUCAAAAAUGUAAAGUUACACCACUGCUUAUAGCCUUACACUGGAGUAACCAAGCUGAGCUGACUACCAAUUGAUGAAACCACAGACUUGAGAAAAAGAUGACCACACUUGAAAUGGCAAAACUUCCAUAUUUGUAAAAUUAUUCUUUCAGCCGUCUACUGUACUUUCGCGCCAGAGACGCUUACUUAAAAUAAUUUUGAAAGUUCUGGCUACUGGUGGCGGACAUUGUCAGAAAGAACUAAUAAAAUGUUUACAGUUUUAGUUGAAUACUCUAUUUACUACAGGUAUUCUACCUUACAAUCCUUACUCUUCUACAUUUCUAGUGUUACUGCUAUUUUCCCAACUCCAGUCAAUGACCCCAAAGCUCUCAAAGACAGACGAAUGACAAAUCUAGUUGCAUAUGCAAGGAAGGUGGAAGGUGAUAUGUAUGAAACAGCGAGCAGUAGGGUGAGUUUUGUUAGGAUUCUGUCUUUUUGGGCUUUUGGUAUAGUCUGGAUCCAUACAGGUAUUUCAGUACAGAAAGACUUGGAACUUCUUGUGUAGCACUUAACAAAAUUGUCUAGUUCGCGCCGUUAUAGAUGGCGAGUAAUGGCGUCAUUAGUUUUUUCAAGCAAGCGUAUACAAGAACAGCUGUCGCCAUGACUCGAAAAAUCCCCAUGGCAGGCCUGGCUAUAAGUAGUUUUUUUGUAGGGCUUUUUGUUACAUUUUAUAAUGUAGUGUUGAAGCCAACCUACCCCUACCUAUUGGCCACAGGAAGACUAUUGUUGCAUGUAGUUUAUAAGAUGUGUGCGCAAGGAAAUUGCUAACAAACUGGACAUACAAUUGAGCGGCGCGGACUUGAUUUGUACGUGCUGUGAUUAAAAUAGAUCUAUGAAGUAUAAGUAUGUCUGUAGACUGUUUGAGCAAGUACCAAGGACAUUUUUUGAAUCAUUCCAAAAUGGGUUGCACUAAAAAUAGACAACGGACUUUUUAAAUAUCAAAUUCAAAACUCUGAAUAUGUAAUGUUGUAAGAUUGUCAGUUUGCAGAGCCAGAACGUUAGUUCAAAAUUUGUCCGGAAAAAUGUUCCACCAAAAUCAAAUUUGAUCGGAAACUUUCAAAUUUGGUCGGACAUUUUUUUAAUUUCAUUUUUAUUUCAUGCCUUUGUUGGGUAAACUAAGAUAAAGAAUACUUAAUGCCAAAUACUACAUUUAAUGUUCUUUGCGGGAUGAUUGCAUGCAGCUUAUGGUUAAUUUAACACAGUCUUUCAAGAAGAUUGAUUGCUACUUUUUAGUCGGAAAAUAUCCGAUCGUUAUUUCAGGCUCUUGUUUGUCUAUUCAGUUAUGUUAUGUUUCUCUUUUUUAUCACAGGAGGAGUACUAUCAUUUGUUAGCUGAAAAAAUUUAUAAAAUUCAAAAAGAACUUGAAGAAAAACGGCGGAGACGGUCGAUGGCGGUUGUUGAUAGUAUGAACAAUCCAGGCGUUCCACAACCCCCAUCACACGUUGGACCAGCCCCAUCAUUACCUGGUGGUGAGUAUUUGUUAUCAUGCAACGUCUGUACACACUAUAUUAUUCAUGUAACUAGCAUUUCUCACGAUGACGAACAUCCGCCAUUUCUGGGUGGCAUCUAAUUCUCGUUAACCAAUGCGUACAAUUAAAACAACGUGAAAAGCAAUUUUUCAAAAUAAACAUUUACAAAGCAAAUUUACCAUCAUUCGUCCAAAAAGUUUUAUAAAAAGUCGCUGUUAUGUGGACUUAUCUCGCAGACUUCGGCUGAAAGCUACCCAAAAAUGGCGGCGUGAGAAAGGCUAAUUGGGAAUUGGCACAUUCAAUGGUUAGGAAGUAAUAUGUUUAUGAGUUCAUCUUUAACAACCUCCACUACGAAAAAGCACGUAACAAAUUAUGCCGUCUGCCAUACUGACUAUAAAAAUGGAUGUGUCGGUUUCUCCUAACAGUUCGUCUAUUAUCGAAAUAAAUUCGUCUGUGUGGACGAACUACGUACGGUACUGUACUAUCGGAGGAUCCGCGAUUAUGUACAUUCUACAGUCAACUAAAGAUAUUUUAGCCCAAUUUCUGUUAGAGGGAUCGUGUAUCUAGUGGUGAGAAUUGGACCAUAUAUUCAAACAGUGUCGGUCAUGCAUCUUCCCUUGAGAAAUUCAUAAAUACACUGAUACAUGUGUAUAGUACAUACGUGACGUCAUUGACUGGAGGGGGCUACUUUAUACAGUAAGCCCUAGCAUUCUGUACGGGCCGUUAGCUAGUCCACUAGUCCCCCCCCCCCCCAUCAGGGCAGGAAAAAAUAAUUUUCUUCCUGGAAGCACAACCUGCAAAAUCUGCAUGUGCAUAAACAUACUGUAUAGUGUUCUAGCUGACCAUGAUUUUAAAUUCAAGGAAUAAUAUCUGUCAACCAUAUGUUGUUGCGCCCAUAGUGGGACAUGGGUGUUAAGGUUUCCUUUCAAAUUUUCAAUAGCAAAUCUUCAUUCAAACCAAUUUCCUGCAGCUGUUUAACAUUUCCUGCGAGCGCUGCUCGCCUAUUUUUUCCGCCCCCUGCCCACCAUUUCCAGCAAAAUCCGGCCUUGGUAAAAUUAUUCUCACAGUUAUAUUACACAGUUAUUCAGAUGCGAUUCAACGUCUUCAUUUUUGUCAUUUUACGUCAUCUUUAGUGCCAUCAUUUGGAGAGAUGAAUGGAGACAUAAGCAACGCGGAGGUAGCCUUGGCGAAAGCUCAGGCAGUCGCUGUUGCAGCGAAGAACAGGCAGACACCCGCCCCGAUGGCUACAGGUAUGCCUCCUCAAACAUCACUACCAAACAACACUAACACAGUGACGAACCAAACACUGCCUAUGUCGUCGCAACCUCCAAAUAUGCCUCAGCAAAGUAUGAUGCAUCAGCCAAUGAUGCCUAGUCCAGCACCGCCAAUGCAAACGCAUAAUAUUGGUAAGUCACCUCACAAUGCGGGCAAUAUCUCGCAAUCCCCUCACAUGUCACCUCAAAGGGCAACAACACCUCGUCAGUCGCCUGGACCUUCGAUAGCGAACAAACCUGUAUCUCAAAUGCAAAAUCCACAAACUCCCAAUGCAGCAACUCCACAACCUACCAAUUCACAAACGCCGGGAUCUCAAACGCCACCGAAGGUGAGUCACAGACUUUCCUGUUUUACGUUUAUGAUAAGAGUGAGCGCUCUCCAUGUUUCAAUGGAGAGGUUCACAUUUGACUUCCACUACCACUAACGCACCAUUAAUGGAUUAUUAAGCCCAUUUUCCACUAGGCGAAUUUUGUUCGCGCGAACGGUAAAAAAGUAUGAACUGAUCCAGCUUUUUCGUGCUUUAACCAAUGAGAUGUGUAUGAUAUACCCGAUUAACAAAUCAACUGUGUACUAAGAAGUGCUAUGUUUUGUGUCAAAACAUUCAGGAAUGCCACUAUACAUUCCUGCAGGCUGCAGUGACGAUAAGAAGAAAGCUGCGGAUUGCUAGGGAUACAACUACCUGAAAAAUACAAGCAGAAUUUCGACGUUUCGAGCGAAGGUCCUUCUCCUUUUGCUGCUAAACUGCCAAUUAACUAUUAUCAGAUCUCAGCAUAAUUUCUCGCGCGGCACCACGUUUGACGCAAAAACAUGACGCGGUUGUGUUAAGAGGAGAUUUUUUUGUAUGUUACGUAACACGCGCUCAAAACUAAUGCGUAUAAUAUACCACUUGCGGUUAUGACUACAUUCAAAUUUUUUAUUUUUCGAUACGUUUCUAAAUCGAUUUAAAAUUUAAAAUUUAAAAAGUAUGUUUAGUUAUUUUUAUGAAGAAAUUUUAGAUGGUACGCCAAGGAGAAAAUGAUGUCUGAAGUUCAGUGGGUUUUGCUUAUAUUGCUGUAGCCCGCGUGCAGGCCCAAGGGAACUGAUAGUGGGCCUGCAAGCAAGGCCCGGUAUUUUGUACUUUCCGCGUUCGCCCACGAACGCGGCAUUCUGAUUGGCUGUUUGCUGUUGGAUUCUAUAAUUAGGUCAGUGAUUCAUCACAAAGGCUCUCGAUAAAUCUCGAUAACCUUAAAAUUCGAAAUUGAUCACUUUUUCGAUUACAAAUGGAACAAGAACAGACUGUUCAUUGUUUACUUGAAGGAAGAGAUGUUUUUGCCGUUAUGCCAAUGGGGAUUGCUUGUCGUGAAGUGUUGGAAUAGCAACAUUACGACUGGGGUAAACUAUAGUAACCUUUACCACAGAGCCUUUAAUACACUUGAGUUUCAUUAAUUUCAAACAGACUUGAUACGUUAUAUGUUCCUCGAGAAAAUGAUCUUUUGGUUGAUGUUGAGAUGCAUUUGCAUGUAAGCCUUUUCGAAACACUUUGCGAUUUACAAGGCUUCGCUGAGAGAGCGAAACAGAAGACGGUAUUAAAUUGCCGUUUGGAACGAAACGAUCUGGACUCUGAACGCUCUCUUCUUUGGUAGAGUUCUUUACCAAAUGAAAUAACUGAAAUAAAUUUCGUAUUUUCCGCCGCCAACAAGAAUUGCACACGAUCUGAUAAGUGAGACAAUUUAUUUAUAACAAUGGCGACAGCGAAGCACACAUUAUAAAUGCUAAUGUGGUCGCACGACUUCCCUCACGAUUUGAAGUUUGAGACUGCUUUUCUGUUCAAAUUCGUCCUAAUUUGCCUGUUCCGAUUUUAGUUGAAAAUGAGCACCUGCAAAUUUGGCAAUUACUGACUGCGUUGCUUGCUUUCUUGGAGUUAAAACGCAGCCCGCAACGCGAGUUUGUUUGUUAAUAUUUGGGUGCUGUCAUUGGUUCUUUUUUGACAAUUGACGCGCGAAUGGGGCGUGUUAUGAAAAGGGGCGUUUUACAAAAUACCGGGCCUUGCUUGCAGGCCCACUAUCAGUUCCCUUCGGCCUGCACGCGGGCUAAUAUUGCUGUAAACAUGGCGUCACUUUUAAAUCAUCAUUAGUAAAUGUAUUUUAAUUGACAAUAUUUUUCUAUUAUUUUAUGUUUCUUAACCGGCAAAUGCAUUCAGAAAGGUUGCUAACUGUAUAAACUAGGGAAUAAAGCUAAAACAAGGCAAUUAUGAGAGGUACGCCAAAAAGAUUUUCCGGUUUUGAACACUUUUCAUCGCAAAUACGGGACAGAAAAAAAAAUUUUCCUCUUAAUAAUAAAGAGGAUCAGAUGUGUUUGAUAUAUCCGAUUAACCAAUCAGAUGCGUUUGAUAUAUCCGAUUAACCAAUCAGAUGCGUAGUAUGCCAGUGAGAGGUAGCGGUUGUGGAAGUCAAAUCUGAUAUCUAAUAUCCUCUCUAAUAUCAUUUGUAUAAGGCUAAAGGCUGAUGUUGUAAUGUGUAUGUGUAUUGUUAUAUUUCAGUCGGUGGAGACUGUUGGUCAAACAACGGCUUCUACUACGGAUUCUCCCAGUCGACCGCAAACCAACGAUAUUAAACCAAUUAUCACUCCUAUAUCGCAACCGAACGAAGUGAUGAAGCCAUCUUCCUCUACUUCAAAUUCCUCUUAUUCUGCACUCAGUACCACUGCGAGAUAUCCAUUUAAAAAGCAUUUCCUUCCCGAAGAACUGAGAAGAUAUCUUAUGCCUACACUUGACAAGCUUUACAAGACGGAGCCUGAAGCUUUGCCAUUUAGGCAACCUGUUGAUCCCAAGAUGUUAGGAUGUAUGGUAAGGAAUUAUAUUACAUUAGAGUUUCAGCCAUGCCUGAGUUUAAAUCAACCCUAAAAUUGACAUCUCUGAUGGACAUGAUCAAUGCGCCCCAUAAAGCUACUGCGAUUCUUUCUAAUCCCUCUAAAUGCCGAUUUGACGAAUCGACCUUUAAUUGACCACUUUUAAUUUAUGUUACUGCUGUAACAUAAAUGAUUGAAUGAAACAAAGGUAUUAGCAAAGUGCAAGGCAAUUUCAGCGCGGUCUAUAAUUUCUGUGUGAUUACACGAGGAAAGAUUCUGGCCGCGGAUAAGGUCUGCCUGAAAUUUUCUUCAUGUAAUCGAACGCUGUGUUGUAAUAGGAUUUGAUCUCAGUUUGGCCGGCAUUAACACCUUCGUCUACCAUACUUACCCGUUUCAAUGGUGAGGUGUUAGCCCAUGCACAUGACCGAAGGAUGACAUGCGAUGACUUCUGUUACAUGGACUUACGUUAUCUUGAGCUGACCACCUCAAGGGCUAACACCUUUACACCAAUUAAUGAUGGAAAUUUUACACGAAUCACGAAAACAAGACAAACAAUAAUUGCUUUUAUACGUUUUCUUCGCACGCGAUAAAUGAUGCCGAACACUCUACCACUCUCAAGUCACAUACCAACCUCGUUCCCAGGCUCUUUGCUCUUGGGAAGCAAAGACCCUGGUCGGAGCUGGUCACGUGACCCAUAGAAAAUUGAUAGCCCAAGAGGGGGGUGGAAAAGUCUCAUAUUACAUGUUUCCACUUCCGCACUUCGCGCUUCAAUUGCAAGGAGUGGCCGUUCUGUACAAUCAUCUAAUUCAUCUUCGAGAAUCAUAUAUACCUCAAACUACUUGAUAAAUUGGGUUCUGUUUGCUUUUAAAUUAUACAAACAUGCUAAAAUGCAGAUUCUUAUUGCAACAGAAAAUUCAGGCAAUCAAGCAAUGAGAACGUAUGACUGUACGCUUUGAAAUAUUUUUAUUUUCUCGGGGGUUCGCCGGUUCGGGCGUUGUUUCAUUUCACGCGUGCGUUUUUGUUCUGGCUCUGAUUUUUAUAAUAUGCUUAUAAUAUGCCAAUGAAUUGUUCUAAUAUGGACACGGUAUAAAUUUUGUUAAACAGAUGUCUCAAAAGCGACUGUUUAUAGGUCGUAGGAUUAGCGCCUUGCCGGUCUUAAACGUGACACAUUUGGACACAAGCCAAAUACACAUUGAAUGUCCAUUCUAUUGAUUCUAAAACUGUUUCAGUUAUAGACAUAUUGCUCUAGAUUUUUUAAAAGGUUAUCAUCGUUUAUAUUAAACACCGGGAAGACAAAAUAUAACGUACAAAAUUGUUUGAAAUGGACAGUGCACAGCUGACAUACGACAAUUCACAACUGCAUGAAUUUUCUUUUUUGUCUGCACGAGUACCUGUUUGUUGAAGCCAAAAUAUUGCACAGCAUCUCCUAUAAAUUCUAUCGCCAUUUACCCUCUCCCCUUAAAUACAAAGGAAUGACAGCAGAAAAGGUUUAGCAAAGUAUUUUUUAUUACAUCUGGUAAAACUAUAAAGUGUCCUACGUUUUAUCAGGACAAUAUACAUAAUUCAUAAACUGUAUAUGCACACGAAGUCUCGCUUAUAUUAAUGAGUUUUACGGCUGUAACAAACCUUUUAAAGUUUCCAUUGAUAGAUAGGUUGUUUGCCUCCAGUAUUGUUUGGUAAAACAGACUAAACUUCUAAAAUGUCGGUUACGGAAUACGAUAAAGAUUAAAGUUGAUUUAAAUAUUGAUAACUCACAGCGGCAUUAAUCCAUUAUACAAGUCAAAAGAAGCUGGAUUAUUCUUCAAUAAAGCCCUCAAUGGACAAUGCCAAUGUCAAUGAAAGGUCUAAUAUUAUACACGUUGCAAAUUACUGUAUACACAAAAUAUGAAAUAAUUUAUAUAAAGUACAAUACCAGUGUCUGAUGCAUAUAUCGUCCUAGAUAUUCAAGUUGUACCGCACGCACGGAAACGCACGGAGGAGUCUUGGCGUUUGUGUGAUAACAGAUAGCUAGCUACACUUCGACAUUAUCUUUCUUGAUCGUUGAGUUUCAGCAAUGUAAAUGAAAUGAAUUUUAUAGCCAGUCCAUAACGGGUUUUAAUCCUGUGCUUUUACAGUCAAAAUAGCACUAUUGUUUACACAUGUUGGCGAUGUUUGGGAAAUCAAAGGAUCCCGUUAUAAAAUAAAUCUUUUGUUUUGAAUAUCGCACAGGAUACACUUCAACUAUAAACUAGAAAGAACCAUAUCGUUCGUUUAAUACCGUUUGAUCGAUCAUUCUGUGUAGAAGAUAUGUAUGUUUCUACGGCGAUACGUGCUAAACUUCGCAAGCCAGGCGCGUGUGGAGUGCUUUCCUUGGAAGUGAAAUAUGAUCCAGCUUCUCGCUUGAAAUGUACCGCAACACUUAAUAUUAUUGAUGACAUUCAGUACAGCAGGACGUCUUGUCAUGAUCGGUACAAUUUAAAACAGUUCCUUUCACAAUCUCUUGUUGCAAAUUACAUUUUUAUCACCCGAAAUUAUAACACAUAAAGUUGCAAUUUUCCAAACGCAACAAACAGACUCCUCUACUACCCCUCCCUGAGGUCAAAUUCAAUUUACCCCCAAAAUCUGGGGGUUCACGUGACCAGCUCCGACCAGGGUCUUUGCUUCCCAAGAGCAAAGAGCUGGGAACGAGGUUGGUCACAUACCCCCGCCCCCCUCGGUUACGUGGCGUGCUGACGUGUCGAAGCAUGUUUACAUAGCUGUUAAGCCCUGGGCAAACUGGGAAACAUUGUUUCCUACCAAUAAUUCGCCAUGUUUCCAAGAGUGGGCAAAUACUAGGAAACAUUAGUGAGAAACAUAGGGAAACAUCAAAUGUUUCUGAAUUCGCUAGGAAACAUUUUUGCUCCUCAGGAAACAAAUUUUGUUUCCGCAACAAUGUUUCCACGGGUAGGCAAACAGGGAAUCAUUUGAGGAAACAUCGAGAAUCACAAAUGUUUCCACAACAAUGUUUCCUAGUUUGCCCAGGGCUUUAGCCUUGGUUAUUGCAUAACCUCGUGAAAUUUCAGCUGUGGCUGAUCAGGCUGAGACUCGGCCUGCGCUGAACACUCCAUGUAAUCAGUCUCUCGGUUAAUUAUAUAUAUUUCAAAUCCAUUCAGGAUUACUUCGACAUCAUAAAGAAGCCGAUGGAUUUAACCACAAUCAAGAGGAAGUUGGACACGGGCAUGUACAAGGAUCCUUGGGAGGUAUGUGUACUCCGUCUACAAAAAAACCUUUCAACUGUUAGUUCUAUCGAGCGAGAUACCUAAAGAAAUCUCGAUAUUUACCCAUACCUUAUAAUUUUAGUUUUACAAGCUUUGUCACAACAAGAAUACAUGACAAAUAACAAUAAUUCUAUAUAUAUAUAUAUAUAUAUAUAUAUAUAUAUAUAUAUAUAUAUAUAUAUAUAUAUAUAUAUAUAUAUAUAUAUAUAUAUAUAUAUAUAUAUAUAUAUAUAUAUAUAUAUAUAUAUAUAUAUAUAUUAUGCGAUCCCAAAAUGACAAAACGUACGAUUUACAAAUUUACAAGUACAAACAAGUACAAUUACAAAUUUACAAGUAGUUGUUGCGCGAACAUACACACAUAUAGACACAUAUAUAUGUAUAUGUAUAUGUACAUAAUAUCUAAUUUAAGAACAUCACGCAAUAGGUUUGGUUAGGUCCCGGGCCUGGUUACAUUUCAGGAAAAUUGUUAUACUGGUACCACACACAAUAUAAUACAAGACCUUGUGGUUAGAGCUCGACAGCUGGACUCUGUAGCUCAGUUGGUUUGGGCGCUGCACCGGAAUCGCAGAGCCGCAGGAAUCGCAGAGCUGCAUUUUCAGUAUAAAUAAAUUAAAAUGAGCAAGUAUGCCCAUAGGAUGGUUGAAAUAUAUUAUGGAUUGAAAACGGAAACCUAUUACCUACAUUAGUCGACCAUUAAAAUGGCCGCGAAGUAGGUUUGAGCGUGCAAAGCACGACGGUUGACACUUUAAAUUUCACUGCUUUAAAAGAAACUUUUUCUAAACACAAACUAUUGUCCACGCUUCGCGAUACCUCGGAAACGCUCGGAACCCGAGAACCUCCGUCAAUACUGACUAACAUGAGAACUGCAAAACUCGUGUAUUCGUUCAUGCCUAAGUUUUAUUAUAAUUCUGUUUUGUAGUACUGUGACGAUGUGUGGUUAAUGUUUGACAAUGCGUGGCUGUACAACCGUAAAACGUCCAAGGUUUAUAAAUAUUGUUCCAAGGUGAGUAAUAACUUUUCAACAAGAUCAAAGUUUUUUUGUUGUUUUUUUUCUGUGUUGGUGUUAUGUACUCGGGUGAAUAUGAUGUUUGUGAUGUUACUCUGAGUGUAUAUCCACACCGGGCGAGCUUGAAAAAUAUGCCGGGCCACGGUGGGAAUCGAACCUACGACCUUUGGAAUACUAGCCCAAUGCUCUGCCAACUGAGCUACGCGGUCAGGUAGGUUCAAGUAUGUGAUAUUUCGGAACAGAAUCUAGUUCCUUCGUUCCUUAGUUAGCAGAGCAUUAGGCAAGUAUUCCAAAGGUCGUAGGUUCGAUUCCCACCGUGGCCGGGCAUAUUAUUCAAGCUCGCCCGGUGUGGAUAUACACUCCAGUACAUGUAACAUCACAAAUAUCAAAGGAUUAAUGUUUAGGGGGUCGUUGUAUAAAGACUUGAUGUCAGUCAUCAAGACUUGAUGUCAUCAAGUCUUUAUACAACGAAUCUCCCUAAGCAUUAAUCCUUUGAGUUGAUGUCCAUGUGCGUUAGAUAUUCGUAAUAAUUAUUUACAUUACAGUGAUGCGUUAAAUAAUAGUAAAUAAUAUAGUAUUUAUAUAGUUGAUUAUUUUGCCAUUCAGAAACAGCCCGUAACUGGCUGAUGCAUGCUCUUCAUUUGAAAUUGGGCACGUUAUGUUGAACUUCACAUAUUUUCAUCAUUUAGCUGUCUGAAAUUUUCGAGCAAGAUAUAGAUGUUGUAAUGCGAACUCUAGGAUAUUGUUGUGGUCAUAAAGUAAGUAAAACGUAGCCCGUCUACAAAAAUAUUAUUUUAAAUUUUUAAUUUGAAGAACCUCAAACUUUUCAAUAUUACUUGGAAAACAAUUUGGGACAACCAUUAAAAUUUUCUGUAUAGAUGGAAAAUGAAUUUUAUAUACAGGUUUUAAUAAUAUUGCUGUUUAACAUAUAACAUACUUUCAUCAUUUUGUAGUUUGUAUUUCAACCCCAAGUUUUAUGUUGCUUUGGAAAGCACUUAUGUACAAUAACAAGAGAUGCACCUUAUUAUACAUACCAAAACAGGUUUGCUUUUAAAUAAAUUUCAAAACUCGAUAAUCCAUGAGGAAAACACAAAGAAAAAUCAUCAGCGUUUCGUAUCUUUAUAUGUGAUAGAGAUUUCCCUUGAUUUACAUAAACUUUAACUUUGUGAUUUUCUCGACUUACACAACGUAUUUUUUGAAAAUUACUUCGCCAAUGAACUUAUACUAGAUCGAUCGUUUUUGAAGCAAUUUAAAACAUUCGCAUGCAGUGCGUGUUUUAGCAGACCUAAAGAUACUCUGCUUCGCCUCGUAUCUUUAUAUCUGAUAAAACACUGCUGCUCAUGUUUUAAAUAUAUAGUACUUCAACUGUAUAUAUUUUUUAAACUUGAAGCGCGUAUGCAUAACUAUUGGUUGACCACAUGCAUGCAUGACUAUUUGUUGGGUAGAAAUCGUUUCUUAUUUUUUUCGGUUCAACGACAGUAACGUUCACCUUACGGCUUUCAAACAUUGCUUGAAGACUGAAAAUUGUCUCAGCUCUCAACAUGAUUUAGCAGGCAGUGUUCAAGUAUUGUGAAAUCAAUAUUUGAUACUAUUACCUUUAAAUGUACUCCAUGUGCCGCCACCACGAUGCAAGAAACGCCGUUUCAGAGACCCAAAUUUUUUUCCGGGGGAAUUUGUCCCCGACGUCAACCGAUUGUGAACUCUUCUUUAUUAAUUCACAGUAGUAUUUACAGUUGAUCAAUCGAUUUUUGACAUGGAUUGCUCGAUUAUGAGAGUAAAUCCAUUUACCAAGUCAAAUCCGAGUCAAUUCCGAGCCCGAGUCAAAUGUCCGAGUCACGUAAAAAAGACGAAAUUGAAUAUAAUUCACAAUCGAAUAGAGUUAGAGUACUAUAAGUCAUCGAACUACAAAGACCGCUAAACAGUGACUCGGACAUUUGACUCGGACUCGGAUUUGACCCGGUUAACCGACAAACUCUCGAAUAUGAUGGGCCAUUUCUGUUAUUGUUGUUGGGCAUUUUCAUAUCAGUUUUUUUUUUCAAUUUAUUUAUAGGUAUGUUUCAAAGCUAACCUAUUGCUUGUUUUAUUCUUUCAGAUAUCAUUAUUGUGAGAGAUGUUUUAACGAACUUCCAGGUGAUAGUGUUCAAUUGGGAGAUGAUCCCAUGAAUCCUAGCAGGUAAUUGUGAUCUCGCAAAUGCAGUCGCAUGCAAAAAUGUUGACUCAAAAACUUGAGUAAAAUAAUGCGCCCAUAUGCAGUGACUCGAAAUAUUGAGUAAAAUUAUUUUUGCGUCAAGUAGAUCAUUACUCAAAACAUUUAGUAAAUUUGAAACUUUACGAAAGAGUGAGGUAAAUUCGCAAAUAAAUUUUAUUCAAUAUUUCGAGUCACUGACUCACUGCACUAUGGUACAUUAUUUUACUCAAGGUUUCGAGUCGAAAUACUCAGGGAUUUUUUGUAGUGCAUGUUUUAGCUACUGAUGUAUGGAAAUGUGCAUGAAAUGUACAUCACUUUUACCAAAUCAAGCUCCAUAUACUUCCAAAUUUUUCUAGGCUUUUUCUAUGCGUUGAAUAAGGUAACGUUUACACUGUCGCGAAUUUGUCGUAGCGUUAUUGAUUUGCAGCCGUAUAUAUAGUGCCAAACGUAGUGGUCCGUAGUUGGUACGCUACUGCAAACCACUCCGUUAUAAUAGAUACCUUACGAUUUUAGGACGGCAACGGCUACCAAUGCAAUAGAUCAUUGAAAAGAAUAUUGUCCUCGCUCUGUUUACAACGCUAAAUCACAGAUUUUCGCGUAUUGAUACAGCGGCUGCAUCCCAACCCACAACAAGUGCAACUCCAAACUGGGUUUAGCAGAACUCUUCCCAAUCAUAAAACCCACGUUUUCAACUUCUGAAACUGUAUUAAAUUCAUACGAUUGAUAAUAUACGACGAACUAUCUUUACUACCAUUUAUUUGAAGGAGUUUGUUUUGACCGUCGCGUUGCCGUCCUAAAAUCGUGAGGUCUCUAUUAGUGUAAACACAUGCAAUACUAAGAAACAUAGUAAAAUUUUAACGGAAUGCUAUAGCCGAAGCGUUACAGUGUAAACGCGGCCUGAACACCUAAUUCAGCAGCCAACCAAAAAUAGUAUAGGAUGUCGAAAUUGCAUUUUGCACAUUUAUAGAUUUUUGGUUAUUCUUAUUUUCAGUGGUUGUAUACAGAAGGGUAGUUUUGAAAGGUUAACAAACAAUCAUCUGGAUCCAGAACCGUAUGUAUUAUUCAGUGGUGAACGAAUGAUCACCUUCUGUUCCUGGAAAUCUUAGUUCUUUGAAGUUUAAAUUUUUUUGCCUUGUACGUGCAAUACAUAGCUUAGUCUAUAACCUACCAUCAGUCAAGGGCGUAUUUUCAUAUUUUUAAAGGGAGGGGUGGAAAAAUUUCUACCACUGAGCGAGCUUCGGCAGGGGUUAGGCGUUAGGGUUAAAGACUUUCACACAAAAUAUAGGAGGGGUGAAGCGAAAUUUUGGUGGGGUUGAACAUCGUAUAAUAGGGGUUAGAGAGAUUCUAGGGGGGAGGGUUAACCCCCCAAGUAAAUCCGCCCAUGCCAUCAGUACCAUGUGUAUACCUUACACAGUUAUUCAGCUAUCAGUCAUAUAGGUUUUCGAAAAUUAUUGCCCCCCCAUGGUGUCCACUGGUAUUAUUCAUAUUAAUUAUAGGCUUGUAUAUAGUGGCUGGUAUUAGCUUUUCUACUGUACUUCAACUCUCCUUUGCGUGAUGUAUUUAAGACGCCGUUACACGAUGUGUACACAAAUAUGUACGAAAUCGUUAUGUUUCAUGAAUCUAUUGCGCAGUUUAUUACCUCUUGCAACGAAAUGUCCUACAUUCAAACAUUGCUAGACAAUAAGUUUCAUAAACAAUUUCCACUGCCCUUGUGAGGGUAAGGAUUAAUGACAAAUAUUGUCAGUAGGUCAUGUGGGCAGAGGUGGAACAAGCACCCGAGCACCGCAGGCAGAAAUAUUUGAAAAAAUCGCAAAAAGAUAUUUGUGAUUUGAAAAUUUGAAGAAAAUCCUAAAGGAGUAACAAUUCAUGCUUGACAGCAGAGAUGUGCAAAUCCGAUCCGAAUCCGAUUCGUUCGGAUUUCGGAGCCACGAUAUUCACUUCGGAUCGGAUCGAAUUGGAAAAGUACUUUCGUAUUCGGAUCGGAUUGGACUUCGAUAACCAGGGCUGCUGUGAAAACUAAAGGCUUACGGCGCUUCCGUUUAGCAAUUUUUCCAUUUUGUUUAUUUCUAAUUGUCUGUUGUCUAACCGUAUUUGCAAAGAAUAAAAGAUGUGAGUUCUUUUGACGCGAGAUUGCGUGGCAUCUGCCAAGACUAGAGUCUAGAAUCUAGAAAUUAAAAAUUUGACAUUGAUAUACAGUUAUAUACACUUGAUUGCAAAGUUUAAUUUAUUAAAUCGGAUUUUUUUUCGGAUCAGAACGCUUUCGGAUCGGAUUCGGAUCUCAAAAAAAUGACCAAUUGUCGGAUCGUAAACCUCCGAUCCGAUGCACACUGCUAGUUGACAGUCAUAUUAUUACUCGCUUCAAACUAUGCACAAUACUUUUGGGGGCCAUGGUUAGAUUUAAGCAUGAAAUUCCAGGUUUGCAGGAAAUUUUUAUCUGCAGGCUGUGCUCACAGAUUUGUGCUCACAGAAUGAUUUUAUCCACCCAUGUUCAAUGAAACACGUUUACCUCAUCAAAUAUCAUGAAAUUGAUGUAUUGUUGCUUUACUAUUUCUGUUAUUUCUUUCGCUCUGUAGUUUGAUCGAGUGUGUGGAUUGCGGGAGGAAGAACCAUCAGAUCUGUGUUUUACAUCAUGAUUCAAUUUGGAACACUGGGUAAGGAAAUGUUAUGUUAAGCCUGCCGCACACGGGAGCAACCUGCUGAGCUAACCGCCUCGCGUGGCAUCUAGCUCAGCACGUUUCUCUCGUGUGCGGAUAGUUUUCGUGAGGAUUUGACGUCUUGAGGAAAAUGUCUAUCGUGUUUGAUAUUUUUCACCUCGCGAGGAAAAAAACUCGACGUCUGCGGAUGUUGUGAGCUUAGUGCUGAGCUGCUUCAAUCAAUUAGCCAAUGAGACACCAUAGUUUCCUCGUGUGACUUUGAACAAAGUGGAGGAAAAUGCAAACGAUUUUGUCAAUUAUGUUGUUGUUGAGUAAUUUUCCCAACGUGUGCGCUGAAAAUGCAUAGCUGAGCUGGCCGCCACGCGAGGCGGUUAGCUCAGCAAGUUUCUCUCGUGUGCGGCAGGCUUUAGCAUUCACGUUUCUGCACUCUGCCUUCAUAUAACCUCAUCAUAAUACGUGUGGAUGUGAUGGUGGAGAAAAUGUAAUAAUCAGGUUGCGAUAAUUUGCGUACUUACACCAAUAUUACGCUCUGAUACGUCUUUGUUUUCGGGCACCGUAUACGCGGAACUGCUGCUAUCUGCUGAUCUGCAUAUUUACUUGAUGUUACCACAUGACCUUUCCAAGCCCAAGUUAAGGUAUUCAAAACCGUAAAUUAGCCGGUAUACGUGUAAGUAAAUAAGUAAGUAAGUAAUAAUAAUAAUAAUGAUUUUUAGGGCAUAUAUGACUCGAAAUUUGACGGUGUUAUUUUUUAGUCUAAUUUGAAUGAUCAUUGAAAACUGUAGAGUAACUUGUUUGAUAGAUUUUUGUUUGAAGAUAUUUCAUUUUGUCAUGCUUCCUACGUCGCAUAUAUGCAUAAUGAUUUAGCCCUAAAAGCUGUAUAUCUUUAAUACGACCACACCCAUGUAGGUUUUCUGCUGAUUGUGUUUUGUUGUGGACAAAUCUCGUGCUCAUUCAUUCAUUUUGGGCGAAUUUAUUUGAUAGUGACAAAAUUAUAUAACAUUUUAAAGUAAGUCAUUAUGCAUGUGUGACGUAGAAAGUUGGUCCUUUACAUAUCAUACAAAAUGAAAUAUCUCCAAAACGAAGCAAGUUUUCUUGCUUGUUGCAAAAAUCUGUCAAAGACGUUAACUGUACAGUUUUCAAUGAUAUUUCAAAUUAGACUAAAAAAUAACACCAUCAAUUUUCGAGUCAUAUGCCCUUUAAUAUAUAGAGCUUCCACAAAGUGACUGUACAUAUACGUAUGGUAAAAACUACAUAGUCUAAAACUACAAGAACUCUAAAACAUGAAACACGACUGGACUAGUGGCGCCAGGGAAUGUUGGGAUCGAUUGUAGUGUUUGUAUGGAUGAAAUUGUUCUGCUUGUUCUAACUCGUAGUUUGAAUACCUUUCAGAAACGUGUACUCAGUGUACUUUAUUUUAAAGACUAAGUACCGCAAGCACCCGGCAGUAAUCAUAGGCGUACCAGUCAGGUACCCUGUAAUAAUAUUGUGUCGAAAUUGCUAAACUCUUUCUUUUGUUCUUUCUAGAUUUCAGUGCGAAUCGUGUCUUAAAAGGCGAGGUCUGGUGAAAAAAGAUAACAAAUAUAACUCGAAACGUAUGUAUUAUAUGUGUUAUUCAUUACGGGCAAAUUAUUAAAUAGAAUACAAAAUUUUAGAGCUAAAGUAUGGGGUGACCAGAUUUUCUGAAAAACCUGUCAUAAAUCAGGAAGACAUAAUUUCUGAUCUAACUGGACUGACUAUGUAAAUGGAAGCGCUCUACUGUCACGGUAUAUUCGAAAAAAUGUAAAGAUCAUAAACUUCAUGCAGGUUGUCGCUCGCAAACACCUUACUAGCACUUGGGUGCAGAGGUUAGAGAGCCAGUUGGAUUUCGAUUCCAGGAUCCAUUUUCAUCUCCGUGCUACUAGGUUUCGCUUGGUAGUCCCUGGACCCCCAUCUACGGGCAUGCACUAGCACUUUCUUCCUAGUUUAUGACUCGGUCAGGAUUGGUAAUCAGCAGUUAAAAGUUCAAGAGGGAAGGGGAAAUUGAGACCAUGUAUUGAACAGGAUUCUCGGUUCGGGCUCUUCACGACGUUACAUUGGACUGAUUGGAGCUCUUGCUACCGAGCACCACCGAAUUUCCAUAGUAUUUGAUUAAAUUAUUUCCCUGUGUGGUCCUAUUUCAAAUCUGCCUUAUGUCUUGCAGGCCUUCCGCACACGAAGUUAGGAGAAAUUUUAGAGAGCAGAGUUAACGAAUUUUUAAAGAAGAAUAAUUCUGGCGCUGGUCAAGUCACGAUACGUGUAGUAUCCAGUGUUGAAAAGGUCGCAGAAAUUAAACAGGGAAUGAAACCAAGGUGCGCUCUAGUUUAUUAGCAUUGCUGUUCACGUCAGGUCAGAUCUGGGUUUAUUUCAAUACAGAGAGGGAAAUGAGAGGGCGACUAAAUUUUUCAUCUGGCGAACAGGUAUUUGCAAGGUAGCUCUCGUGGCGACUGAGAAAAAAAUUAAAAUAAUCAACUAAUUCUAAAGCCCUAAAAUAUCUCAGUGAUCAUGCAUUUCAUUCUACUUUUGCAUAAAUUUUGCAUGUUUUUUAUGUUAUCUAUAUUCAGAGAGACCUAACAUUUCAAAACCUCUGUUUCAAUAGUAAAUAUUUUAGCUACCAAAAUAUAAAGGCGGCCAUUUUGAUUUAUUUGGUCUAACACAGGCACUAACAUAGCCUAUAGUCCUCAGAUGCCGCAAUUGUAGCUAACAGGUUAUGUUUGAAAAGUCGUGAUUACAUUACCUUCUGCUUGCAGCGGGAAGUCUGACAUGCAAUGAUUUCAAAUAUUACUACAGGCACAUUUUAUUUAAAAGUCUUAAAUAUGCCGACGUGGUGCUGAUUUAGAGGUCUGAACCUGUUCACAUGUUGUUAUUUUAGAUUUGACAGUUCUGCCCAAGACGGAUUUCCGUAUCGUGCCAAGGCUCUUUUUGCAUUCGAAGAAAUCGAUGGUGUAGAUGUUUGUUUCUUUGGCAUGCAUGUUCAGGAGUAUGGUUCUAACUGUCCUGUGCCAAACACGCGUCGAGUGUACAUUUCCUACUUGGACAGUGUUCAUUUCUUUCAACCACGACAUUUUCGAACGGCCGUAUACCACGAGAUUCUGAUCGGAUACUUGGAGUAUACGAGGAAAUUAGGGUAUGUCGUUAUAUAUAUAUUAAAUAUAUAUAUAUAUAUAUAUAUAUAUAUAUAUAUAUAUAUAUAUAUAUAUAUAUAUAUAUAUAUAUAUAUAUAUAUAUAUAUAUAUAUAUUAUAGUGAUAAAAUUAAGUAUAUGUACGAUAGCGGAGCCCAUAACUUUAUUUGUCAUGAUCUAGUAUACUGUACAUGAGUUGUGGUAAGCAAAUGAAAUUAAAUAUAUCUAUAGAAUUUUACCUGCCAUUUCUGAAAUAUGGCCUGCUUUUGGCCAUUGGCAGCCCGCUAUUUCGAGCCCUGCUCCAGUGUACUCUGAUCUGCAUGUUUCAAAUAUACAGUAGGAUGAUGGGUUUGAUUCUCUUUGUGAAUAUUACUCAGGCAGAAUGCUCAUGUGCAGAAAGUCAAUGCUCUGUUGAGUAUCUCGUGUGCCCUAUUUAUUUGUGGUCACUUGAUUAUUUUCGAUAGUUUUCGUUCAAAUACGUGCGUCCAGUUUUUUUUAUAUGCCCGGGUUUCGUAUACUAUAGUACGGCAUGAUGAAGAGUCAAUAAAGACGACAUUGUACACCUUUGCGAUAUUGUCACUAAUAGUUUUCAAUUUUACUUGAUCAUCAUCUUUCUGUCGCUUUCUUUGAAAAUAUGUAUUCUCGACCACAAUCACCUGUAAUAAAUGUAUUCCACCUGACAACUGGGUUUGCAUGCAUUGACAGUAAAUCCACUUCCUAUUAGGAUUAUUACGAAUGUAAUCAAUUUCUCUUAGAUACGUUUGGGCGCAUAUUUGGGCAUGUCCACCAUGUGAAGGUGAUGACUACAUCUUUCAUUGUCAUCCUCCUGAGCAGAAGAUCCCACGUCACAAACGUCUUGUGGAUUGGUACAAGAAAAUGUUGGACAAAGCUGCUGCAGAAAGCAUUGUUGUAGAAUACAAGGUAUUGUAGGAUAAUCGCAUGGGUUAUUCUUCCUUUGUUAUAAUAAGUCAUUCAUUCCUUAGUCACGGCAUCCGAAUGUGCUGGGAUGAAAUGUUUGUGUCUAAUCAUUACAUAUUAAACAAGACGCCUGCUCAGGCGUUCACACUGACCUGAAGAUGACGACAUACUGUACUUGCGCACUACGGUGUAAUAGCACGUAUUACUUAUUUACUUACUUACUUACAGUACUUACAAAUCGUGAACCGCGAACGCAAAGCGUGAAAGGCUGAAAACGUGGCGUGAUCGAUACAUGAGUGGGUGGGAUACUACCUAAGUUAUCCUGAGGAAAUGUUUUCGUAUUGUCCAAUGAAACACAAGUAUUACUCACAAAUACAAACGUUAUCCAUAAAUGUACAUGGUCUCUGAGCAUGCGAUGCACUAACGCAGACAACAUUGUCCGUAACGUAUAAAAUUUGAAAAACUCGGCGAUCCUGAUAUCGCAUUUUCCAGAGACGUUGCACGAAAAAGAACACCAAGAAAGUGCAGAGUAGGAUAAAUACAAAAUCCACAGAAAAACGCGGUAAAAUUCGUGACAAAUGAAGAAAUUGUUUGAGACUGAAAUAGUUGGGAAUAUAUCAAGAACUUAUCAGAAUAUUUAUCAUUUAUAUAUUAUAAGAAUGCAUCAAGUUACUUAAGCGUUGUAGCAUAUCUCUAUGGGACUGUCUAUGUAUAACCGAUAAGUAUUAAAAACAAAACAUGCAGACUGUGACAAAUGUAUAUGAAAUAUUAGACACCAGUCCGUGCAUGUGAUUACUCUUUCCGAACUAAGAGCUUAGUACAUAUCAGAAACGCUCGUGGCCUUGAGUAUAUGAAUCUUUGAAAAAUGAACGAAACUUGAAAGAAUACAGUGGACGUUCGUUAUUACUUUUGCUAAUUUUACUGCAUAUAGCCAUGUGUUUAUUUCGUAUAUUUCGUACGAAUGGGUAUCAUAAUAUGAAUCUUUAUAUUUACUUAUCAUUUGUCUCAUCAACUUUGCACAAUCCUUGAGAUCUCUGAGUUACUCUUUUAGAUUCACUAUACCUAACGUUUUCAUAUUCGUAAGAAUUUGAAAAGGAGAGGUCGUCCCUUACUGGUCCUAUGUUACUGCACAUCAGAGAAUAAUAUUUAGCUGCAUUUCCUUCUGAUAACGCGGAGGAAAUCGGACCACUUUGCUAGAAAAAGUUGCGGUGAUUUGUAGAGCCACCUGGAGCAGUCAUGAACUUUUCUCGUAUGUAUCUGAGGCAAAAUUGUAAUCAGACAACUGUAUAUUACAGGUUUACAGGUAUCACAGUCGCACUUUGCCACAUGUAUUUUGGAUUUUAGGCCUUUAAUAAAAAAUAAGCAUAGAUCUUAAAACCCAAAUAAUAUUUUUAUGAGUAUUUAUUACAAAGUAUUUUAAUACAAUGAAAUAAAAACCGAUUAUUAUUUUGCCAGGAUAUUCUUCAACAAGCUUUGGACGACAAUCUUGAGAAGGCAACAGAGUUGCCAUAUUUCGACGGCGAUUUUUGGCCGAAUGCACUUGAAGACAGUAUAAAGGAACUGGAUCAAGAGGAGGAAGAGCGGAAAGCCUCAGCUCUUGCUGAAGCGGCAGGAGAUAUGGUAUGUAUAACAAAUAAUUUUACGUUAUGGUUACACGAGGACGGUUGGAUUUGGAAUCGUACUCUGAAUUUUGUUGCCGAUUACAGCGAUAAACGCUAAUCUACAAUGCCACGGUCGAAGUAUCUGGUCAAAACUAACACCAUAACUCGCGAUUUGUAAUGUCAAAUUAUGUUUCGUUUCAGCAGUCUAAUUCUCAGAUAACAGAUUUAUGUGUGUGUUUGAAUUUAUAUUUGAAUUUAUAUUUGGGGAAAAUAGACGGCGGACUGCAACGAUAAGUGACUCUAGAAGUGCUUACGUCACGCAAUUUUCAAUCCAUCUAAACAUUAGGUAUUCGCAAUGCAAUGUGGGAUACAUGUGUGUCAAAUAUUCAUUGUUUGACAGUACAGUGAUGUGACGUAAGGACUUCUAAGUUCAAUAAAAUGAUUAUUGUAAAAUCGAAUUAUUGCUAUAAAUACAUCUAUGAAGUAAAUGCAUCAUUCUCAAACUAGUCUUUUACGUUUUAAUAUUUUCGUCAUCAAUAUUUGUUAAAACAGAGCAACAGCAAAGGAAAUAAAAAUAAAGCAGGCAAGAGAAACAACAAUAAGAAAGGAAGUAAGAAAAACAACCAGCGAAAGAAUACGAAGAAGCCCAAUGGUCUGGGGCUGAAUGUUUGUGAAUUAACUCAGAGACUUUACAACACCAUGGAAAAACACAAAGAGGUAUGGUGUCAUGCGUUUCAGCAUUGAAUAUUUUUUGUUGACCUACGUCAAAGAAACCUUUCUUAUGACGAGUAAACAUGAAUGACAUAACGGACUGACCCAGUGUAGGCAGUGCCAAUAAAAACAAGACUUUUGUUGGUAGGAAUGCAACUACCUGAAAAAUGCAAGGAGAAAUUCGACGUUUCGAGCGAAAGCCCUUCGUUGGGAAGUUUGUAGGCAAGUACUAGUUAGAACUCGAAACGUCGAAUUUCUCCUUUUAUUUUUCAGGUAGUUGUAUCCCUACCAACGAAACUUUUGUUAUGAAUGACUGUGUAAGCUAAUAAGUGGUUAUUGUAGGACAGAAUAAGCAUUUUGUUAUCAGCUGAGCGUUGUUAUCGAUUGGGAAUUGGGAUUUGCACAUGUUUUCCUUCGGACAUUAUAAUAUUGUAGUUGAACUUGCACCUUUAAUUAGUGUAAAAAGAUAUUAUGGAAUUACAUUAAUUCUUAAAUUAAUUUCUUUGUUAGGCUUCUUUGUUAGGCUGAUUCUUAAGAUAGGCUUUUUUCACUUUUUUAAGCACGUUUCCUAAUAUACAUGCAAUAAUUGUUAAACAAGGUUCGUAGCGGUCGAUUGCUCUCUGUUGAAGGCAAUUUAUUAGCGGUUCACUGCUCUCUGUAUUUCUUGUUGAAUAUUUUUUGUUUUUGAGACUGCGAACCGUGUUGUGCAUCAUUCUAGCAUGUAUAUUUUAAUGUUCGUUAUAUUUUAUUACCAGGUUUUCUUUGUUAUUCGGAUGUACGAAGAACCAGACAUACUUACCUUGCCUGAAACUGUAGAUCCUGACCCGCCCAUGUCAUGUGACCUAAUGGAUGGCCGUGAUGCUUUCUUAACGUUAGCACGUGACAAGCAUUGGGAGUUCUCGUCAUUACGUCGAGCCAAAUAUUCCACAAUGUGCAUGAUGUUUGAUUUGCAUAACCAAGGACAAGAUCGCUUCGUUUAUUCGUGUAAUCUUUGCAAAAGACAUGUUGAGACGAGGUACCACUGCAGCGAAUGCGAGGUAAGAUGUUUAUCGAGUUGUAAGCUCUUUCUACGUUUGCAUUGAAGUUCUCUUCUUGGUUUCCAUGACAAGAAAUUGAUUUUUUCUGUUGGAACACUAAUAAAAACGUGGUGUUUCUCAGGACUGCCAAAAUUUUGAAAAUCAAGGUAUUGGCGGAGGAUGAGUUGUCAAAUGUAGUGAAAUUGAACAAAAAUUGAUGAUACUGUAUGAAUGGUUUUGAUGCGCGAUCCGAUAGCUUUUUGUUUAAAUAUGUCCUGUUUAUUAUUUACGCUAGCGCGAGUUUAUCGCGAAUUGUAGUGAAGGUAAUAAACGUCACUUUAUAUUAUUGUUCGUCUUUCACUUAAAUUCGGGUGUGUCAAUCCGAAAUGCUCUGGCCAACCAAAUUUUUGGUGUGGCCACAGCUUUGUUAAAUACAUUGACGAAGUAGCAAGAUUUUUGAAAGUAUGUUUAUUUAUUAAUCCUGGUUAAUAUGUCUGGUUCCCGAUGGGGCGCAAGUCAAAGGACUUUAGUUGCCCCACAGAAAUUUUAGCUGCCUCGGGACGUCGGGGAGGCGAUUUGGCGAGCCCUGGUUUGUUGUAACAGAAUUGCGCAACAAGACAGAGCAGGGCAGAAUAUUUUCAAUUUCUACAACGUUUGUUUUAGUAAGAAUAUAAUGAUCGCGGUUUAUUAUUUUAUUACAUUUUGCAACGUUUCGGAUACACCACGCUGUAGAUGUUCGUUAUUUGCAGAACUACAACCCUAGCAAUGUAAAUAACAACAUCUAUAAAGGAUGAAGACCAACAGGUGAACUGUCCGAAAAGUUCUAAAAAUUUGAAUAUGAACGGAAGUGAAAGUUUUUAAAUAGACAACAAAUCAGAUACCCUGGUUCCACGAGCUCUAACGAAUAGCAAGAUUAUUAAUUAUUAAUCAUUAGCUAUUAGUUAUUAACAUUAGUUUCUUUCUUUAUCAGGACUUCGACUUAUGCGUGCCAUGUUUCAACGAGAAAGGACAUGAGCACAAAAUGGAGAAACUUGGUUUCGACUUGGAUGUCGAUCAACAAACAACUACGAAGAAUCAAACAGCACAGCCAAAUAAUUCUCAAGAACAACGGCGGUUGUCGAUUCAACGUUGUAUCGAUUCUCUUGUCCAUGCUACCCACUGUAGGGCGCAGAAUUGCAAUUUGGCGAGCUGCAUGAAAAUGAAACGAGUUGUGGAGCAUACGAAAAGUUGCAAAAGGAAAGGCAAUAAUGGUUGUCCGAUUUGCAAGCAACUUAUCGCUCUCUGUUGCUACCACGCGAAACAUUGUCGAGAACAGGAAUGUGUUGUUCCAUAUUGUCGACAUAUUAAGACGAAGUUCCGACAACAACAAAUGCAACAACAAUUUCAUCAGGCACAAUUAAUGCGUCGUCGUAUGGCUGUUAUGCGUAGUAUACAACAACCGCCACCGCCGCCGCCACCUCAACCUCCGACUAACCCCACGGGAAUGGUAAACCCAGGGGUUGGUGUACCACAUCAUUCUUCUUUACCACCUCGCCCGCCUAGUUAUGGCCAAUCUCAGAUGACGCCGGUAUCAGCCGGUGUAGCACCCCCUAAUGCUGUAGCUGCUGCUCAAGCUAUUGUUGAACAAGUGACCUCUGGGAGACCAACAUUGCCAACGCCUGCCAAUCGACCAAAUAUACCUACAGGACCUGUGAAUCCAUUCCCGAACGCUCCAACAAUGAAUGGUGCUAUGAUUGGCAAUCCAUUGAGGCCUAAUAUAAAUAUGCCUGUGGUGGGAGGCCAACCCAAUGUCCAACAACAAAUGCAAACAGCGCAGACUACAACGCGAAACUGGUAUAACGGUAAUAACCAGGUUCAACAGCCUCUAACAUCGCAACAACCACCAAUGUACGGCGCUCCAACAAAUCCCAUGGUUAGCCAACCAAGGCCGAUACGGCAAUCACGUUCACAUCUCCAGGAGCAGAUGACGCGGAUUUUAAACAUUUUGAAAAACAAUCAAGGGCAGCAAACUGCGGAGUGUCUUCAAAUGAUGAGGGAGAAUCCGCAACUCAUGGCUAUGUUUCUACGGUUACGUCAACAGCAGCAGCAACAACAGCAACAAGCACAACAGCGGCAGGUCCAACAGCAACAGCAGCAGGUUCAACAGCAACAGCAGCAGCAACAACAACUGCAACAAAUGAUGCAAAAUCAACCGGUUUCUCAACCAAUGAUGCAACAGCAGUGGCCCGGACGAAUGAGACUGACGCCACAACAACAACAACAAGCACAGUUACAACACCAGCAAGCGCAACAACUUGCACAGCAAGUACAACAACAAAAAGAACAACAGCAACAAUUACACCAACAGACGUUGCAAGCAGCGUCGAAUUUACCUGGAUUACAUCAAGGCGGUCAGGCAAUGGCUAGCCUUAAUGGUAUGAACAAUGUACAUGGAAUGUCUAAUAUGAACACUAUGAACAACAUGUCAACUGUGCAGUCAAUGCAGGGAAUGCAACAGACUGUGCCAAAUAUGGCAACUAUGCAAAACGUUCAGAACAUGGUCGGUAGUACAAACGGAAUGCAAGGCAUGCAACAGCAGCAGCCAACGCAACAGAACAUGUACAACCCGAUGCAACAGCCGUCUCCAUUUGCAUCUAGCAAUCAACGUCGCCUACCAAUGGCACAACAAGAACUUCAAUUUAACAUGAUGCAACAGCAUCCGAUGUCAAGUGGACAAUUGUUGCAGCCACCGCAAGCAGGACCACAGCAACAUUUUGCUAAUAAACAAACAUUGCAACAAAGGUUAAUGUCGCCACAAAGCACUCCGCCUCAACAGGCGGGAACAUUACUAACUAAUCAAUCACCACGGUCCGUAAUGUCACCAUCACCGCAACCCCUUCAACAACCAUCAUCGUCACCAAGGCAACCAACUAUGUCGCCAUCACCAAGACAGUCUGUCAUGUCACCACAUACUCAACCAACGCUUACGUCACCACAUACAAUCGCCUCCCCACGUCCGUCGUCCGGCGCACUUGAUACAAAUGACUUAACAGAUCCAUUUGGAUCGAACAGAAGAAUACAACAGAUACCGCCGCUCGCCUCGCCAGAACUUGACCAAGACGAAAGCGAUGCAAUAGCGCCAUUAACUCCAUCAGACCAACUGUCGAGAUAUGUAGACAAUUUAUAGGAUUCCUUUUUCGAGAAAAAUGUUUAUACUUUAGAAUAGCAUAUUGGCCGAACGCGGCCUGGAUUUUAACAAUGUGUCGUCGCCCAAAGCGUACGACAAUGAAAUUUUCUAAACGUAAUGGAUUUCAAUAUUUGUAUACAGCCCGAAUAAAUAAUUAAUGAUAAGCGAUUGUAGUUUUAGCAGUAGAGAUCUCCCAUUCACACAAAGUAUUUGUACAAAGAUGUCUUAUUUGAAAGUAUAUUAUAUAUUUGUGAGUGUGUGCAUUUUCAAUUAGAAAGAACUACCAAAUUUAAUGUAUCUCAACCAUGGAGAUUAAAUAAGGUAUUUUAGAAUAAAGAGUUUUUAGUCGUUAUUUUUCUCAAGACCAGGAGGGGAAAAAUACGUCAUUAUUCAACCAGUUACGUUUUCCGCUUUGAGGACUCUCCCUCUACUGUUUAUACUAGAAAUACAUGCAUGCGGCAACCCUCGCUUUUAUUUUCCAAACAUUGUUUUAACAUGAAAUAUUCCGAAUUGCGCCAACACUAAACGAAGGCUCGUG